GUUGACUCAGAUCUUCGAACACAGCUGGAAGACCAGGGUACCGGGGUUGCUCAGACCGGUUAACCCAAGUAUCUACUCGUGUAUCAUGCUACAUACACGUAGAAGUACUCCAGCAUUGGGUCGACGUGCCGGCGCGCGCAGUCUAAAGCUGUACUCUGUUACAAGCAACAACUCGGGCUGUCUUCCUUUGUGUAUAAAGUCACUGACGUGCGUGAGAUUGACACCUCAUUCAAAUAUUAGAUGUCAUCACGUUCCCAGCUAAUAGCCUGUUUCCCCAUCGUUCGAUACGUCCCCAUACCUGACGUUGGACACUAUGACUUGACAUCUUUCCCUAAACGGUUGGGCGAGUCACCUGUGCAGAAUGUUUACCUCGAGGCUCACAAUGCACAAUGCAACAUUUGUUUGGUGGAUUUUGACCCUCCUCCGAGCAAAAGUUCACAUACCCGGGCCGUUGCUGAACUCGAGUCUGGCCCUCUUAUACAGCUUCCUUGUUCUCACGUGUUCCAUACAGACUGUAUUGGCAAUUGGCUUUUUGGAAAUUCCACAUGUCCUUCAUGCCGCGCAAAUGUCAUAUCUCCUGUGGAGAAAUUAAUGGGCAAACCAUCAGAGUCACCCUUCCUGACCAACUACAACAGUCAUUCACCUGACUCGCCCGUGUUGCUAUCUCUGCUAUCAGCCUCACGCCAAAGCUCUUUGCGCCAUCUUCGCCCUUUGCGCCCAACUCGGGAAACGUUGCAACGUGGAAGCACCAACCCUAACGCACGUUCAAGUCUUCAUAGACUCCUUUUGUAAAGAGGGGGAGGUGGUUAUAUGUAUGUUAGAGUGGUUCUAGGCUCUGAUAUCGUUAAAUCUUGUAUGUCACUUUUGGAUGUCC
Molecule: messenger RNA, 874 nt
Organism: Suillus subalutaceus
Lineage: Eukaryota; Fungi; Basidiomycota; Agaricomycetes; Boletales; Suillaceae
Exons: 4
Coding region: 241-792 (183 amino acids)
Molecular function (GO): zinc ion binding
Source: RefSeq, a predicted model, not a curated record